UAAUAUCCUCUCUUAGAGGCUUUUUGCUCUGGCCUGUAUGCUCAGCUAUGACUAUCUGUAACUCCAGGUGCCUGCUUCAGCCCCCAGUUUCCUGACACAGUUUGCAGGAUGCUGUGCUAGCACCUAACAUGCUAAAAGGGUUUGCAGAAUGGCUGCCAGCCAGUGCUCAGGGGGUUGGCCAAGGGCAGAGAAGAGAACUGGAGAGAUUAAUUCAGCAAAUACUGCUGUGCAGCACUUAAUAAAGGGUCCAGCUGAGGCUUAGGCAGCUAUGGCCAUCUUCUGUAUCUGCUCUGGUAGUUCAGGGACAUGUGAGCCAUCAGUUUGGUCUGUCAGCUGCCGUGGGCUGCUCCCUCGGGCAGAACAAGGGGCAGCCAGCCUCUGGCACUGGGCUGCCCCCUGAGCAGCCUGCCUCCUGCCAGCGGUGCCGCCUGGGCCUGGCCAGCAGUAAGCUGGCCUUGUGGGUGAGGGAGGUGUUCCUCCCUGGGCCAUCCUCAGGGGGCUGGCAGGAUGCAGGGCUCGCAGCCCUCUUGCCUCAGCAGCUGCGAUGGGGUGUGGGGGGCGCAGCAGCAAGGGGACCCCGGGGCCUGUCAGCGCCUAGCGGCCGUGUUGCCACCUCAGCUGGCAGCGUGGAAAAGUGACUUGAGCAGCUCCAUCCAUUUGGGCUUCUAACAAGGAGGAUGCUGAAGAAGGUAAAGCCUGGAAGGUAGAGGAGUGAGAAGGUCUGGGGCCACCUGGGUGGCUCCUCUGUGACCUCGCUGCGGAACCUGACAGGGGUGGGUGACAGGGCUCAGCCAUGCGGUGCUGGCUCCUGCUGCUCGCCCAGCUGCUGGCGGCUGUGCUCCCUCUGCCCCUGCGCCAGAGCUACUCAGUCCCUGAGGACUUCUCUGCCCUCCUGGAGCUCCCACAGCAGCACUUUGGCCUGGUGGAUGAUUACGGCAUUAAACCAAAGCAACCUCGCUUCAGGACCCGGGCAGCCCGGGAGCGGCCUGCAGGACUGCGCAGAGCUGGAAAAACCAAGCGUGAUGAGCUUGAUUUGUUGGAGUACUACUACGAUGCCCACCUGUGACACCCCCCCCCCCCCCCCGCUCGGCCCUAUACUCCUGCAGGACAGCAGGGCACACAGGUCUGCAACCGGGGCUCUCGGAGGAAACCUGAGGUACUCGAGCACCUCCUGCACCCCCAAAGGAAGGGGGAAUCCAGGGCCCAAACCUACCGCUGUGGGACACAAAGAGCACCACAGCACUGCUCCAUGAACCAUCAUAU
Molecule: messenger RNA, 1263 nt
Organism: Cygnus olor (mute swan)
Lineage: Eukaryota; Metazoa; Chordata; Aves; Anseriformes; Anatidae
Gene: FREY1
Product: chromosome 5 C11orf94 homolog
Exons: 4
Coding region: 794-1066 (90 amino acids)
Source: RefSeq, a predicted model, not a curated record